AUGAAAGGCUCUGAAAGAAUCUAUGCUGCUCUUUUACUUGUGUGCCUCUUUUACAUUCUAGUGUCUAGUCCAGUAUUGAAGCACGCCGAGUUCAUUAUCAGGCCUGCCUGGAAGGCCCCUACGACCGGCGACGUUAGCGAAUCUUCAGACCUUGCAGUUGACGAGACCGUCCCAGUGGAGGCAGAAUCGUUCGUUCCUUUCGGCUAUGACAUGGAAGGGAAAGCAUCUCCUACUUUUAACCUGGGGUUUGGAGAAGAAAAAGUUGAUUUGGUAUCAUCCCCUACAUUGGCAGAUGUAGAUGAAUCGAGAAUGGCUAUGACAGGGCCGUACAUCAGUGCGAUCAUGAACCCAAGGGAUACACAUUUCGAUCGGCUUCAAUGCCCACGUCCUCUGAAAAGUCGUUACAAGAUGCUCCGGCCGAAAGGGAGUCUCCCUGACAAGACUCAGCAACCACCGAGACGGUACUUUUUUGCUCUCAAUCUGUAUCAAUGUGCUUAUGUGCUCCCGCGCCUUCUUGGCUCGGUUGUCGAAGCGAUGCGCUUUCUCGGCCCUGAAGACUGCGUCUUAUCGAUCGUCGGCGGCCGCUCCGAUGAUGGUACUACCGAGAUACUGGUCGCAUUAAAGAAUGAGGUCGAAGCUUUGAAUGCAACCUACUAUUUCGGGACGAGCGAUAUCGACCCCUUGCAAAAUGGUAAUGACCGAGUUACCGAGCUCGCGAAGCUUCGCAAUCUGGCGCUGGGCCCGCUCCUUACUCAACAGGACUCGUAUGCAAAAGAUACCUCUGUGAUUUUCUUGAACGACGUGUCGAUCUGCACAGAUGACAUCUUGGAACUCAUUUAUCAGAAGCAACAUCAGCGGGCGGAUAUGGUAUGUGCCAUGGACUGGAACAACCACGGAGCCACAUUUUACGACUCUUGGAUAGGUCGCAGCAUGAAUGGUGACUUAUUUGUGGAGAUUCCUCAGAGUGGAUCAUUCGAAUUCUCCCACAAUCUGUUCUGGAAUGAUCCGAAGGCUCGGUCUCGUAUUGAUGACAAGUUACCUCUGCAAGUCUUUGCCUGCUGGAACGGAGCCGCGGUUUUCAAGGCCGAGCCUUUACUGUUACAUAACAUCAGGUUUCGGGCUGCAUAUAAAGGCGAAUGCUAUGCGGGGGAACCGACGUUAUUCUGCAAAGACCUGUGGACUCUUGGAUACAGCCGGAUUGCGGUGAUCCCUAGCGUCAAUGUUGGAUACAACGAUGAACAAUCGCGAGCGGUAAAGGAGAAGCACGGCUACGCCUCGGGAAAUAUCCAACAGACGGAACACGAUCUGGGGCUGUCGACCGGAAUCGAAUGGAAGAAAUCACCUCCUGAGCUCGUCAAGUGUCAACCAGAUUGGACUCAUUCUUCGUGGGCACCGUGGGAUGAAGCGGUAGGAGAACACGUCCCCUUCGACUGGUCUAGGUCCGGAUAUUUCAACGCCAAAAGGCCUUUUGAUAAGGAGCUUGAAUUCGAAAAUGACGGAAAAGAUGAGACUGGGCAUUGGGCGGUUGAAACGAUGGCUACAGCGUCGCCAAAGUUACAGCGACGGAAGUGA
Cladophialophora bantiana CBS 173.52 is the source of this 1572-nucleotide messenger RNA. RefSeq lists its product as uncharacterized. The record is from RefSeq and is a predicted model, not a curated record. The coding region runs from base 1 to 1572 and encodes 523 amino acids. The transcript has a single exon. NCBI's taxonomy places the organism in Eukaryota, Fungi, Ascomycota, Eurotiomycetes, Chaetothyriales, Herpotrichiellaceae.